Molecule: messenger RNA, 2276 nt
Organism: Brachypodium distachyon (stiff brome)
Lineage: Eukaryota; Viridiplantae; Streptophyta; Magnoliopsida; Poales; Poaceae
Exons: 7
Coding region: 403-1701 (432 amino acids)
Source: RefSeq, a predicted model, not a curated record
ACAGCAUAGACCCACGUCCAUCCUCUGGCUAGCUGCUCGUGCGUGCGAACUCCUCAGCAAAGUUACCGCGCGCCUCCAGCUGACCUCCACUGAGAGACCAAAGGCCCGUCAGCAGAAGAAGAAAUGGGUGGACAGGAGCCGGUUUGCUAUGCUAUGCAUGUACUAGCCAGGUAGGUAAGAUAGAAGCAGAAUGAUGGGAGCAUGGACGUCUGUGUGGGGAAAGGAGAGUGCUCAUUUCGAGGCAAUCACGCUGGCCGGUCCCUUCCCUUCCCUCCCUCGCUCACCAGGUUGGGAACAGGAGGAAGAAGACAACCAUUUCCACGCACAAGAGCAUUAAAGGCUUAAAAGCUUCUUCUUCUCCUUCUUCUGAUUCUAUUUCUACCUAGGGUGCUGCAUACGCCGAUGUCUUCUUGCGACGGCAGCAAGAACCCAAACAUUGUCCCGUUUGUUCCCUUCUUCUUCCUCCUCGUCGUCGCCUUCUCCUCUGUUUCUGCCUCGGCGGCGACGGGCGGUGGCAAUGGCAGCACGACGGCGCUGCUACCGUCGGGCCAGGAGCUGCUCGGGUUCAAGCGCAUCCAGGCCCGGCUUGCCAGGGUCAGGGAGGCUUCUGUCAAGACGAUCCGGAGCCCCGACGGCGAUGUCAUAGACUGCGUGCCGUCUCACCUGCAGCCGGCCUUCGAGCACCCCAAGCUCAGAGGCCAAAAGCCAGAGGACGCACCUGCAGCGAGGCCGAGGAAUGCCGACGCCGGGGGCGCGAACGUCGACGACACCGAGGACCAGGCGUUGCCGCAGCUGUGGCGGAGCUCCGGCGAGUCGUGCCCCGGAGGGACGAUACCGGUGAGGCGGACGACGGAGGGCGACCUGCUCAGGGCAAGCUCCAUCAGGCGGUUCGGGAUGAAGGCUGCCGUCGCGCGGCGGGACUCCACCAGCAAUGGCCAUGAGCACGCGGUGGGGUACGUGUCCGGCGGGCAGUUCUACGGCGCGAAGGCGAGCCUGAACGUGUGGCCGGCGCACGUCUCGUCGCCGGCGGAGUUCAGCCUGUCGCAGAUCUGGGUCAUCUCCGGCUCCUUCGGCCACGACCUCAACACCAUCGAAGCCGGAUGGCAGGUGAGCCCAGAGCUGUACGGGGACAACAGCCCCAGGUUCUUCACCUACUGGACCAACGACGCGUACCAGGAGACGGGGUGCUACAACCUGCACUGCGCGGGGUUCGUGCAGACCAACAGCCGGAUCGCCAUCGGCGCCGCCAUCGCCCCAAUCUCCUCCUACAACGGCCACCAGUACGACAUCACGCUGCUCAUCUGGAAGGACCCGAAGAAGGGCCACUGGUGGCUGCAGCUAGGGCCCGCGGGCCCGUUGGUGGGCUACUGGCCCUCGGCCCUCUUCACCCACCUCGGGGCCCAGGGCCGCGGCGCCGCCAACAUGGUCCAGUUCGGCGGCGAGGCCGUCAACACCCGGGCCUCGGGCUCCCACACGCCCACGCAGAUGGGCAGCGGCAGGUUCCCCGGGGAAGGGUACGGCCGGGCGGCGUAUUUCCGGAACGUCCAGGUCGUGGAUUGGGAUAAUAAUCUCAUCCCCGCGGCCGGGCUCCGGCUGCUCGCGGAUCAUCCUGGGUGCUAUGAUAUCGCCGGCGGCAAUGGCGGCGCCUGGGGCACGUAUUUCUACUACGGCGGGCCUGGGAGGAACGUGAGAUGCCCCUAGCCUAGAAGGGAUCGGGAAAUCAUCGGCGGAGGGGAUGUUGAUGCGUAGUAAAUCAAACAAACGAGAAAAAAAAGAAUGCUAAUUUAUACCGGAGCACAAAAGGCUUUUUGAAGUUUCUUUGGGUCAUUGGUUAUUGAGAUCAUGUGUUCGUUUCUUUACCUUCGUGCUCUAUAUGUUUGGAGUUCGCAUUGCGUCUAGUUUCCGAAGAUUUUGGGACAGAAGUUGAAAAAAGAAGAAGAAGAAGAAGAAGAAGAAGAGUGGUUUUGUAAUUUACAAACGGAUUUGGAGGAAGGUGGGCCUUGGGUUGCGUAAUAUUGGGCUCUGUAUGGACUUGUGCAUCUGUCGCUAGCGGUUCCAGCGACCCUUACCGCGGAUCGCGCAGCAAGGAUGGGCCAAGCUCACCAUCGAAAUCAUCUAGAACUAGGUUACUUUGGCAAGAAGAUCAAGGUGUAAAUGUAUCAUCUUGUGAGCUGGCAAAUUGUAUGCCAACCCAAAGAACAAGGUGGUUUGGGUCUUGUUGACUUAACUGCUAAAAAUAUUAGUUAUUUGGGUAAAUGGAUUUGGAGAUUAGAACA